AUGAAUUCACUUAUUCGAAUCCAACUUGUUGACGCUGUGGUGAAGGAUUUCCCUAGAGACAAGAUCCGUCUUGUAUGCAAAAUCACUGCCGUAACCCUCACCGAGGCAGAUGCCGUAAGGCUAACAGCUAAUGGCCGAGACCAGGAGUUCGACCACGUUAUUCUGGCCACCCAUGCGAAUCAGGCUUUAGAGAUCCUAUGGCUUGUAACGGGCAUCGACGAAGCCGAAAUCCUGAUCGGACGUCUCAUUGAUGCCGAAGAGGCGGGUGGCAUGGUCGUCACGGAACUGUAUCAUAUAAUUUCCGUUCCCCCAAAGAAGAGCGGGAACAUCUCCGAAGUUUGCGUGAUCUAUUAG
This is a messenger RNA of Capronia epimyces CBS 606.96, 354 nucleotides long. RefSeq lists its product as uncharacterized. The coding region runs from base 1 to 354 and encodes 117 amino acids. Gene Ontology annotation, molecular function: oxidoreductase activity. The transcript is spliced from 2 exons. The record is from RefSeq and is a predicted model, not a curated record. NCBI's taxonomy places the organism in Eukaryota, Fungi, Ascomycota, Eurotiomycetes, Chaetothyriales, Herpotrichiellaceae.